GUUAGGAAACCUACUGAAAUUGUCAAUACAAUGAUGAAUACGGCAAUAAUGUGCAAGUCACGAGUGAUUCAAAUAAACCGUGCGGAUCAAAUAUCCGAGACGUCUGCGCCGAUUUGACCUGACUGUCACUCGUCUAUAACCAUCGACAGGACAGAAACCGACCUCCCAGAAUGGACAACUUGUAGAAACCGACCUCCCAGAAUGGACAACUUGUAGAAACCUACCUCCCAGAAUGGACAACUUGUAGAAACCGAGCGCCCAGAAUGGACAACAUCGAAAAUCACCAAAUGACCGAACCAACUGAUGAAACGACACUUCUCGGAAAUGAUAAACCGGUUUUUUACGGUGACGAUAUCAAAGCAGAUACUACUAUUAAAGGCGACAACUCGAGAUGUGUUCUCAUAGAACUCGUUGCCGGCCUGUUCGCACUGAUGUCAGUUAUCGACUUGCAGAGUACGCAGUUCUACAUCUACGACCGGGUCUCGGAAACCAAGCACAUGAACGCCACGGCCAAAGCCAGUGUUUGCGACAUCAGUUAUGAAAACUCUACGGCUGAAAAGAUCGAGACUGAGAUUCAAACCGAGGCGUCCACUGUUCUGAUGUUUCUGAUAUUUGCGUCAUCGUUCCCGGCCAUUCUUCCUACUCUGUAUUUCGGAACUUUGACGGCAAAGUAUGGCCGAAAACUGGCCAUAAGAUGUUCUUUGAUCGGCUUUCUUAUCAAGAACCUCGUGCACGUUGCUGUAUACUACUGGAAGUUCUCUUUGUAUUACCUCGUCCUGGGAAACGCUAUUGAAGGACUCCUCGGGGCGUACGGCGGGGCAAUGGUUGCUAUUUUUGGAAUGGUGGCAGACGUGACGCCCGAAAAUCACGCGCGGUCUUUUCGAAUGACGACCGUCGGUGCGGUACUGAGCCUGUCGGCGUCGCUUGGCAACGGCGUCUCUGGCGUUCUUAUCGAGGGCGUCGGAUACGUCGUCAUCGGCAUCAUCCUUACAGUCGUUGGAGUGAUCAACGUGUUGUACGUCGAGUGUUGUCUUCCAGAAACAUUUACAGCAUCAUCAUCAGCAGCAGCAGCGUCGACGACACAGAGGGUUCCCUUUAUUGAGUCUGUCAAGAGGAGCUUCACGUUCUAUUUCAGAGACACUCUGGACAAGAGACGGUCGAAGAUGAUACUGUGUUUUCUCUCGUUCUUCCUCCUCGUCGGCUUCUUCCUGGUGAAUCUCACCACACUGACUCUGUACCUGCUGAACAAGCCGUUCUGUUGGACCAAAAUCCACAUCACCGUGUUCGGAGCUCUGUGGCAGUUGGUCAGCUGGUCGGUCAUCUUGGUGUUCACCCGAACAUUGCGGCACGCUGUCGCCGACGUCGGGAUGAUGUUGAUCGCGUGCGUGUCUGGCCUGGCGUCGCAGGUGAUGAUGGCGUUUGCCAGCGUUGAUGGACUGGUGUAUGGAGCUGCCGCCGUUGGUGUUUUAUCGCAACUGUAUGCGCCCAUGGCGAGGGCCAUCAUGUCAAAGAUGGUAACUCCACUGGAACAAGGUCCACUGUUUGCUGGUCUUGCUGUUAUGGAGGUGGUUUGUAUAGCCACGUUAAGCACGCUGGCCACCGUCAUUUACCGUCAGACGGUGGCUAUCUUCCCGGGCACCGUCUUUCUCGUGGUGGCUGCUGUUAUUUUCGUAGUCAUCAUUUUGGUCACAAUAUUGGCUUUCAAAACUAAAAAGGAUACGAGAGAAAGGAUGAAAUAAUGCUAAAAAUAGCAAACUCCAGAAUAUCAAAAGAACAGAAAAAUCUCACAAGAGUUUGGUCAUGAUGCGCUGAAGGAUGCAAACGUCUUAUUCUCCACUGAUUACACACUGAUCUUCCGGUGUGUGUGUAUAGUACUCGAGCACCGCCAUCAAGGGCGACAAUUCCCAGGGCUUCCCUAUUGUCAAGGCUGGAAGAAAAGUAUCUCUGUUUUGCAGGACCCUGCUGCAGCACCAGAAGUUUAAUUUUCAAGAGUGACGAAAACAAGUUCGCGUUUUAUAGGGUCUGGUGAGACUGGAUUUUGAAUUGUAUGACUGCUGUUGGUGACCGCCUAAGCUUGUAGUUACACUAAUUCUGAUACACGUGGUCUAGGCUGUUACCCACAGAGUGUAAUAAAACAUAUUUGGAGAUUAAA
Messenger RNA from Gigantopelta aegis, 2152 nucleotides. Its product is annotated as proton-coupled folate transporter-like. The coding region runs from base 264 to 1739 and encodes 491 amino acids. The record is from RefSeq and is a predicted model, not a curated record. Gene Ontology annotation, biological process: transmembrane transport. NCBI's taxonomy places the organism in Eukaryota, Metazoa, Mollusca, Gastropoda, Neomphalida, Peltospiridae. Gene Ontology annotation, molecular function: transmembrane transporter activity. The transcript has 6 exons. Gene Ontology annotation, cellular component: membrane.